Messenger RNA from Periophthalmus magnuspinnatus, 1722 nucleotides. RefSeq lists its product as uncharacterized. The record is from RefSeq and is a predicted model, not a curated record. Lineage: Eukaryota; Metazoa; Chordata; Actinopteri; Gobiiformes; Gobiidae. Gene Ontology annotation, molecular function: sequence-specific DNA binding. The transcript has 4 exons. The coding region runs from base 144 to 1082 and encodes 312 amino acids.
AACCGGAACGGGGCACUGAACCCGGAAGUAAACACACACGCCUACUCAGGAGCGCUCGAUUGAAAUUAAACCACUUUCGUUAUCUCUUUAGCCGCUCGUCCGAUUCGUUUUUGUUUCGUAGCAUUAUUUAGUUUGAUGAUAAAAUGUCUGGAUGGAGAAAAUGUGCCUUUGGGUGUCGAGGAUCCGUUAUGUUUAAAUUCCCGAAUGACGAGACGAUCCGACAGAAAUGGUCCGAGUUCGUUUUCGGCGAAAUAUCUCCCAAAAACGCCUUUGUUUGUGCUCGACAUUUCACAGACGACUGCUUUAUGAACAAAGAUUUAUACGAGAGUGGACGAAUAAGCCGUCUGAGUUUGAAAUCCACUGCUAUCCCGACAAUAAAAGACGUUCCUCCGCUAAUCAAACCAGAAUGGUGGUCAGAGGAGCCUGUCGUCAUCCCAGCCAAGAGGUCAGUUGGCACACAGUUAUCAGCCGGAACAUUGCGAUACCACCGCAGUAAAGGUAUUCAAACCACUGACAAAAGCAUCAGUAAAGGUACAAGUAUUUUAGAGCAGAUCGGGCAAAUCCAGUCCUCCGCUGCAGUGAACAGAGCCAACCAUGAGUCUGAUGAAAGCCCAGCUAAAAGGAUACGUGUGAAAGAGGAAGAAGAGGAGGAGCACAUUUCAGUUCCAUUACUUCCUCAUAACUCCAUGUACGAGCCACGUGCCUCUGAUGAAUCUGACCAGAGUGACUUUGAAUCUGAAUAUGGUGAUGCCAAAUACAUAGUUUCUGCGAGCAGUCUGCGAGAGCUGUUUGAGAGAUGCCCCAUUUGCACCAAACACUGUGUAGUAAAGCGGCGCAGAAGAGGGCUAUUGGUUUCCUUCAGUCAGAAAUGCCCCCACUGCUCGUACAGGCGGAGGUGGCAGAGUCAGAUGGAGGAGCUUUUGGAGGUGCCUGUGACAGAGGACCACAGCGAAAACGAAAACUCGGACUGUGAAAACCCGUCAAAGGAGGACAUUUUAGCUGCUCACGUCUUCAUCAACCAACAUGGAUCCUAUCAGAACAAGGACAGACUGGGACAGAACACAACGGUAUACUCACCCUGAUUUUGGGCCCCGGCACAAACACUCACAAAACUGCCUCUUGUAAAUAUGUACAGUAUGAAUGUCCAUUUAUUCUUAGUUACAAAAACAUUGCACAUGAUGUCUGAUUUAUUUAUUUUAAAAAUUUGUGGUUCUCAAUCAGAAAAAUUAAUCAAUUAGAAUGAGCCUCACUUAAAGUUUCUCAUUUACGUUGCCAGUUUUAAUACCGAGGUUCAGUUGUGAUUGUAGUACAAAAAAGACGGUUUUAAUCUGUGUCAUUUAACACAGAAAAUAUUCACAAAGUCUGAUCUCUUCUCCACAAAACACACUCUUACUGACUGAUAUCCAACUGUUCUUAUUUUUUUCUGUGUUCAUCCUCACACUGGCCCAUUGUCUUUAUCAUGUUUAUAUUUUAUUUAAAGAUUUAUUCUCCUUAUGACCUUAUUUUAAAAGACAACAAAUCAAUUGUGUCAUAUUAAUUUAAAUUUUCUCACAAAAAUCUGUCAAAUGAGUGUAAAAGAAUAUGAAUCUUAAUUGUGUUGAUAGUUACACACCUCAGACCAGACAAUACAAAAUCACUGUCCUGUUUGUUCUGUUGGACGACUAAGGGUUUACACAGACAAGGUCCUGUUUGUUUUAAAUAAAAAUAAAAAACAUCUUGUGG